Messenger RNA from Calidris pugnax (ruff), 1559 nucleotides. RefSeq names its product fibroblast growth factor binding protein 1 (gene FGFBP1). The transcript has 2 exons. Gene Ontology annotation, biological process: cell-cell signaling. Lineage: Eukaryota; Metazoa; Chordata; Aves; Charadriiformes; Scolopacidae. Gene Ontology annotation, molecular function: growth factor binding. Bases 105 to 821 code for a protein of 238 amino acids. The record is from RefSeq and is a predicted model, not a curated record.
CUUUUACAGCCAGCUCUACGCGCUUUUGAAAGAGGCGAGUUGCAUCAGGAGCUGCCUUUGGGUGUCUCCAAGCCCUCUGCAAGAUAAGAAGCAAAGCGGAGACCAUGAGGAUCAAAAGCGCUGAAGUCCUUUGUGUGUUGAUUCUGGUCUCCCAGAUGCUUCUAGCCAACUGUGAAAGGCAGAAGGAAAGAAAAAAGGGAAGACACGGCAUAGAAGAGGGUGGAAAAAACCAACCUGAAUCUAACCGAGAACAUGAAAAGGGGCGGAAGCCAAAAGGAGGAAAAGCAGCUCCUAAAGGCAAGUUUAAAACCAAAGAGAAUGCUGAGUGCACCUGGGCAGUGACGGACACGAAUGCUGCCACUCUGCACGUAGGCUGCAAGCACGGAGACAGCGAGUUCUGGUGUGAGUUCUCAGGAGACCCUUCCACCUGCCCGCAGUACGCAGCGAACCAGAGAUCCUACUGGAAACAAGUCUCCCGAUCCCUAAAGAAGCAGAAGCAGAUCUGUCAAGACCCCAAAAGUGUCCUAAAAUCUAAAGUGUGUAGGAAAGGGCCGCGAAGCGCUCAUUUCAAGUUGACCCGCUCAAGCCUACUGACGUCAGUAGGUCCUGCAAGAGGGAACGCCAUUCAUCACGCAAAAGAAGUCGUUCAGGCUCCAGCAGCCACCUCUCUGACUGAAAAAAAGCAAGAACACCAUCCUCAAGACUGCGUUGAAGACGUAGAUUAUAUUGAUCAGAAAAAGGUGGCUGAGGAGUACUGCCCAGAAAGCUUGCUUUCUUUCUGCAACUUUUUCAUCACCAUGGUCCAAGACAAAAAAUGCUGAGGAGGAAGUGUUCCUAAAGCUCUGUAUCACGAGAGCCUGAUCUCACCUAAGUCACUGCAAACUAUUCCAGAUUUUAUUCUCAUGUUGUAUAGUGUAUAUAAGAAAAAAAAGGAAUAUAUUUUUUCUGAUUUUGUAUAUACACAACAGACUACACUUGACGUAGUCGAAGCUGUUCUAGAUUUUAUGUGCAUGUAGAUUGCUACACAGGUGUUACCUAUGGAUGUUACGUACUCUGCACAGAAGCAUAUAAGUAGUCUCCUUGCCCCUCUUUGAGCUGUGCUAGCCAAAGCAACGAAUUCAGUGCUAUGCACUUCUUGGUUAUGUACAAUACUUUUGACCUAAAAAUUAUUAACAAAAAUAAACUUCAAAACAUAUUCAAAAUAUUUUCUCUUUCUGUGUUUAACUAGAUUUCUCUAUAAGUGCUUCAAAGUUUGCUCUUUCACAGGAUCUUGGCAAAGUGUUACUUAUAAAGCAGUUUUAAAAAUACUUCUGCAGCUUUGCAGACUUUAUCUUUUUCAGCCAGUACAAACAAGAUUUUGAUAGGGAACUAUAUUAUUAUUAGUUCUUCAUCAUCGUGACAAUGAAGGGCAGCAAGAUUUUCAGAUCAGCUUUUUCCAUAGUUUUGCAAAGCUUCAGCUUUUCAAUCUCAUCAGAAGAUGUCAGAAAACUUUGCAAACUUCAAUGCUGUCAUUUCUCCUAUAGUAUGAAGCACAUCGUACUGAUUUUAUGGCAGGUAAA